CUUAAUCAUCAGUGAAGAAUAGCCUCAGGCCGAAUCCAUGAUCUGUAGCCUUCAAAUUUCAAAGAAAAUGGCCUCUCGAUUAAUGAACUUCAUCAUUUUUGGAUAAAUUUCAUAGCUCAGUGCUAGUAUAUUGAUGGCCUUUGUGUUCUUUGCCAAGGAUACUACAAAAAAGAGGAGGUUUGGGGAAGACAAAAAUCAUCCUCGGAAUUAGGAAAACUCGUCCCUAUAGCUUUUGGAGACGACUAGUCGUCCCUAAUAUGUGGUUCCCUAUACUAUUGUCCUCUAUUCUUUUGGGGACGACAAAAAUCUAGGUCGUCCUCGUUACUAGGGACGACAGUUGUCCCCGAUACUCGCAAGUUGUCGUCUCAUUUUUUUCCAUGAAAGACAACAUGUCGUCCCUAUAGCUAUAACUGCAAGAACAAUAAGUCAUGUCCUAAACAUUAUUUCCGGGAACGAACAAUUGUCUCUUAACUUGUCUAUUGAGCGACGAUGUGACUUAUACAACUUCUAGGAAAAGACUAAUUGUCUUUUAUGUAACUCGUAUGAACCACUUGUUGUCCUUUAGUAUGUCUAUUUGGGGACGCCUAAGUGCUCUUUUUUUUAGCGGGAGGAAUGGAGAUUAUGUCACAUCUGUUUGUUGAUUGUUCAUAUAUGACAUGUAUUUGGUCAAGUUUUUUUGAAGUAGUGUUGUCUCCCUACUCCCUAGCAUGUAGGAUUGGGAUGCAAGGUUGACUUGGGCAAUAGCACAUUGGAGCGGUGUUGAACUAGAGUCAAUCUCUAGUGGGCAUAUUAGUGUGGACUUUUUUUAAUUGAAAGAUGCUCCAUGAUGUAUGGAAUGAAGGAAGCUAUGUCUCAUUUGGAGGUUGCAAGACGAAUCAAUAAUGUGAUAUGAAGCCUGGUUGUAUCUUAACGUGGUCGAGUUUGUGUAGGUUGGAUUUGGGAUGGUGAUAGAUAUACAAGAUAGUUUUGUUCUUAGUAUACCUAAUGUUGCUAAUAGUUAGGUUCUAUUCUUUACUUCAUAGGCAAAAACACUUUUGAUAAUUGUAAGUUUGAGAAAGGAGACCAACAUGAUCUACCUUGGGCUUGAUAAUAUUUGAUUUAACCUUAAAAAAGAAAGAGGGCAACAAGAUUACUAAAAUCAAACUAUUUGUGCGAUAGAGGCCUGCACGUAAUCGUAGCUACACUACAAUAAGAAUAUAACAUAAGAGAAUAAGAAUAGGAAAAAUACUAAUAAGCAUUAAAGAGGAUUGACAUAGAAUAAGUAGAAGACAUAUUCAUGCUCCGGCUCAUAUUGCUUACUGCCCCAACAAUACCUGCAUGAAACGGUCGUCAGCAUACAGGUCAAGUCAAAAUUAACAUCUCCAAUUAAUUAUCUUAGAUACUUAAAUCAUGUGGGCGAACUUUAAAUACUUUUAUCAUUUGCUGUUGUUUUAUGAAAUUGCCUUAAAAAUAAUAGACGGUUUCAAAUUUGAGGAUUCCAGGCACCAUAGAGCACAUUUACAUCCUUCCUCUUCUUCUUAUUUAUACCAAAUUCUCCACCUCUUCAACUUGCAUCAAAGCAUUUCCCCCUUGCUCUGAAAUCAAGCAAAAUAUCAUGGAUGUUCCUCCUCCAAACCGUAGUGGUAACUUGGCCAAUGUCCUCAUGACUUGCACAAUUUGUUGGGAGAUGCUUUUUAUCCAUGGCCGUUCAAGAGUUACCCUCUGUUGCUCUCAUGUUUUUCAUCUUGGUAAGUGACUUCGAUUCAACCCAAGUUUAUCAUUACAUAGGUUGAUGUUUGAGUGAGCUCUCUCAUCUCCCAAAUUUGAUUCUUCCUUUGUUUUAUUUUGUGUACAUUAGAUUGUAUUGGCUCUGUAUUCAAUUCCCAGAGGGCCAUGCGAUGCCCUGCUUGUGGUCAUGUUGAAAACAGGGCAUGGCAAUUGCCAGCCCGAGAACAAGAGGAGUCGUCGUCAUCAAGAGGCCCGAGGCAGCAUCGCACAUCUCGAAAUCGUGGGUGGGUGGUUUACGACCAAACUACACGUGAAUUCGAACAUGUGGAAGCAACAACGAUGGAGCUCUCGACCUACAUUCGUAAUGCUGGAGAUAUCAUGUUUGGAGAAGAAGAUGGUUUAGUUUAUAUGGCAUUUAAUAAUGUUUCAUAUAGCUUGAUGUAUUUGGUUGACCUAUAAAGUUAACCUUUGUGAUCCAUCAAUGGCGCUCGAGAGUAAAAUCUCGAAACUUCAAUAAAGAGAAGCUCAAGUUAAGCAACGAAGGCGUUUGCUUAAGUAGAUGCUUGGUAUUUUAAGUUAUGAUGAACGAGUUUCUCGUGAACAAGUGGUUUUUAAACGUGUCGAGAAGUUUAAUAGAUGACGGAACAUGACAUUCGUGCACACUUAAAUCAAGCUAUGUUUCUAUCGGACAUUAGCUAGAUAUCCUAAUGUUAUUCUAUAAUGUUCGAUCGCUUAACUUGUUAUUUAUAACGGUUGAAUGCACUCAAUAACUAUUUAUACAUAUGAUAAUUGUGAAUAACGAAAUGAAUGAUUCAACAACAAUCAAAUUAGAAAGUUUGAACAAAAAUCCCUAUUAGAACCAUAGCCAGACAGUGCAUGCUCGUGCUAAUGCAUAAGCUUCAAAAAAUCACUACUAUACCACCUAAGAAAAUCCAAACAACAAGUUAAUUACUCUGUUAAUCAUAAGAGAAUUCCUCACCAACACAAAGAAAACAAAAUCCCAAUUAUCUAUCCUAUAGCCGUACGUAGCCUAUUGGAGAAAAUUACCGGGAGAGUGUGAAAGAACAGGGGGAAAGACGCGAAAGAGAGCGCAAAAACAAAAAGAUACCAUGGAUGGAAGCUUCGGCCGUUGCAGGGUCUCUGUACUCACAAGAAAGAAGCCCACCGCCCAAUACUCUGCUUCACUCUCUUUGAGUCUCUGUCCUCUGUAAGCGCACAAUUCGCAAACUAGUGUGCUUCUCCUUGUCAUCCUCCUUCAAUUCCUCGCCCCUCACUACAGUUUGCUUUCUUCCCACUUUUCCUUUUGCCCCUUCCUUCACACUCUUAGAUCUUCAACUGGAUUUCCACACUCUAUUUCUCUGGGCUUAAAAAAAAAACUCAAAUAGAAAAAGAAUAAUUGCAGUCUGCUGCUUGCCAUAAGUACACCUAUUUAGGACCACUGCCGGUACAAGGUGAAAGUGCUUAUCUUGUAGCUGAACAAAACCGGAUUGGAUUCGGAUAUUCCUGCUGGAACACCUCAUAGAUCAAGGGGGAGAAAGCUUUGGUUUACUUUGAGAACAAAGUUUUCAGCUUUUGGAGAUUUGAAUUCUCUUGUGACCGUAGAGAUUCAAGAGUUGUUGUUUUUAAGGAGAAUUGGGGAUCUGGGUUCUGGUGAUUCGCAGAGCAUAAACAAUGGGUGGUUCCGAUGAGAGAGUUGUGGCUGUAAUCAUGGUGGGUGGACCCACGAAAGGAACACGAUUCAGGCCAUUGUCAUUGAAUAUCCCUAAGCCUCUUUUCCCCUUAGCAGGACAACCAAUGGUUCACCAUCCAAUUUCUGCUUGUAAAAGGAUUCCAAACUUGGCUCAGAUCUAUCUCGUCGGUUUUUAUGAAGAGCGUGAAUUCGCAUUGUAUGUUUCUGCCAUCUCUAAUGAACUUAGAGUGCCUGUCAGAUAUCUGAGAGAGGACAAACCUCAUGGUUCAGCUGGUGGGCUUUAUAACUUCAGAGAUCUGAUCAUGGAGGAUAAUCCGGCCCAUAUAUUUUUGCUGAAUUGUGAUGUUUGCUGCAGUUUUCCUCUCCCAGAAAUGCUUGAGGCACAUAAAAGAUAUGGUGGGAUCGGAACUCUCCUCGUAAUCAAGGUUUCGGUCGAGUCAGCCAGUCAGUUUGGAGAAUUGGUAGCUGAUCCAGUCACCAAAGAACUGCUGCAUUACACAGAGAAACCUGAGACUUUUGUGAGUGACUUGAUAAACUGUGGAGUCUAUGUGUUUACUCCGGAAAUAUUUACAGCCAUCCAAGGAGUUUCUUCCCAACUGAAAGAUAGGGCUAAUCUUAGACGUAUGUCAAGCUUCGAAGCUCUUCAGUCUGCUACCAGGAGUUUCCCUUCACAUUUUGUGAGGUUGGAUCAAGACAUUCUGUCACCCCUUGCAGGGAAAAAGCAAUUAUACACCUAUGAAACCAGAGACUUUUGGGAACAAAUAAAAACUCCAGGAAUGUCUUUGAAAUGCUCUGCUUUGUAUCUUGCCCAAUUUCGGUUCACUUCUCCACAUCUAUUGGCUAGUGGUGAUGGUUCAAAGGGUGCCACUAUUGUUGGUGAUGUUUACAUUCAUCCGUCGGCCAAAGUUCAUCCAACCGCUAAGAUUGGUCCGAAUGUGUCGAUAUCAGCCAAUGCUCGUAUAGGACCAGGUGCAAGGCUCAUCAGUUGCAUUAUCCUCGACGAUGUUGAAGUCAUGGAAAACGGAGUUGUCAUCAACUCCAUUGUUGGGUGGAAGUCCUCCAUUGGCAAAUGGUCUCGAGUCCAGGCUGAAGGUGCUUACAAUGCAAAACUGGGUAUCACGAUUCUCGGUGAAGCUGUAACAGUGGAAGAUGAAGUGGUGGUGGUGAACAGCAUUGUACUGCCACACAAGACUCUCAAUGUUAGUGUUCAGGAAGAGAUCAUCUUAUAGGGAAGGAUGCCAUUGCUCUCUUGUAUUUGUACUCCACAAACAGCUGUUUUUUCCUCUUGUUGUCGAGAAAGUUUUGAACAAAAACCUCACUCACAGCCUCAUCUGUAAAAUUCGUAAUUGUUAUGAGUUACCAGAAGAAACUAAAGAGGGACUAAAUUCCAUUUUGCCCCGUUAUCUGUCUGUCUGUCUCUCUAUCAAGCACCCUAGCAAUCUAAGGGCUAAACCUUAAACGCAAUAGAUGUCCCAUCGCCAUUAGAACAAAGAAGACACAGAGACUCUGAGACGUGACCAAUGACCAACCCAGCAGCUAAAAAUGAUCAUUUGCAGCCAUAAUACUAUGCAACAGAUGGACAUAUGACCACCUCACACAUUCUCCGUCAAGAGCGCUUUAUCAAACUCUUGGACUCCCGAAUUUGGAGUCCUUACCGCCCAGACAGCCACCAAGGCAACUAAGAACAUAAUCCUUUACCGUCAGGACACUAUGCAAACAAAAGAAAAAAACAGCCAAGAAACCAACUAAGAACGAUCCCACCACCAAGAUACUUGCCACCGAAACAACUAAGAACAGUCCUUCACCGCCGUGAUACUAUACGAAAAAAAUAAAAUAGACAGCCACCCAAAUUACUAAGAACAAUCCUUUGCCACCAAAGCUGCUAAGAAGCUGCCAAGAAGAACAGAAAAGAGGUAGUUCCUAGCAGACCACGAGGAGCUAUGAAGUAUGCACGAUCCUCUACAGCCUAAAAGGUCUAGUAAUCUGAAACAUAAAAAGAGAUGUUAUGC
This is a messenger RNA of Linum trigynum, 5406 nucleotides long. The record is from the annotation of a GenBank genome assembly. Lineage: Eukaryota; Viridiplantae; Streptophyta; Magnoliopsida; Malpighiales; Linaceae.